UACGAUUCGGAUAGGCACGACUCCGUGUCAGGCAAAAUGGUCUUGUUGUGGGAUAGGACGGUGAAGGUCCACCAGUGAUCGUUUUGGAGGUUGCCUAUGCACCCCAACAUAAAUCGAAGGACUAAAAAGAUCUGCCAUUGUUGGAAUCUUGAGGGAAAAGUAAAGUGAAUUUGGGUUCUUUUAUUUCCCAUCCUUUCGUGCGGAAUGUUUGCUGAGAAGGUAGAAACUCGGAUCUUCUUUGAUUUGUGGCCCCUGAAAUAAGAUAGUUUUCGGAAACUGGUGAGCUUUCUCGGUAUUUGUUCCAGUUCUUCAGUUUGAAGGGCCAUUGAGAAUUGGCUCAUAAAUUUCGAAAACUUAGGGUUUCGUUUCUGGGACACUUUCUCAGAAUUUGCAGGAUUAUACAGCCCUUUGAGCUUGUUCAGACGGAUCCAUGGAGAUGUCCUCUUCGGAUAAAGUGGGUACAAAAGACCUCAUAAGGCGGUGUGAGUUUGUGAGAGUCAUCAUACAGUCUCUUUACUCUUUGGGCUAUUGGAAGAGCGCUUCACUUCUUGAGGAGGAGUCCAGAAUCAUGCUUCAGUCACCGGAAAUUUCACUAUUUCAGUCUCAAAUUCUUGAAGGGAAAUGGGAUGAGAGCAUUGCUACUCUUGACUGCAUUAGGGAAUUGUCUCCAGAAGCACGGAAUUCUGCAGUUUUCUUAAUCUUGCAACAGAAGUUUUGGGAAUAUUUGGAUAGGAAUGACACUUCAGAAGCAUUGGUGAUCCUCCGGGGGAGAAUGUCUCAGUUAGGUGUUGACAAGGGGAAGCUUCAUAUGCUCGCCUGUUGCCUUAUUUCAAGAUCAAAACGUGAAGAAAUUGGACGCAAGCUGAAAGGAGGUGAUGACUCACGAAGGAAGCUUCUGAAUGAGCUGAGGUUGAUUAUUCCCCCUUCAAUCAUGAUCCCAGAAGGACGACUGGAACAUUUAGUCGAGCUUGCACUCUUGCUGCAACAUGAGCGUUGCAUUUAUCAUAAUUCACCCAAGGACUCCAUUUCAUUAUAUUCGGAUCACCAUUGUGGUCCAGAUCAGAUCCCUACACAAACGUUGCAGAUCCUGCAUCAGCAUGAGCAUGAAGUGUGGUAUGUACAGUUCUCAAAUAAGGGUGAUUAUCUGGCAUCAUCUUCAAGGGAUUAUAAUGCUGUCAUAUGGACAGUUGCUGAUGAUGGAGAUAUCUCACUGAAGCAUAUUUUGAGGGGCCACGAGAAGCCUGUUUCUUUUGUGGCUUGGAGUCCCGAUGACAAGCUACUUUUAACAUGUGGGAAUGGGGGGCUUGUCAAGGUGUGGGAUGUCCAAACUGGCAACUGCAAGGUGACGAUUGGGAAAGGAAGCUCUGGAUUUUCCUCCUGUGCCUGGUUCCCAGAUUCACAGCGGAUUGUGUGUGGACUCUGUGACAACGGCAUAUGCAUAUAUGAUCUUGAAGGAGUAGAGCGUGAUACAUGGCGAGGCGAGCGGAUGCCCAAGAUAUCCGACCUUUCUGUGACUCCAGAUGGCAUGAACUUAAUCAGCAUCUGUGAUGAGAAAGACAUCAGGAUUUAUGCAUUGGAGGCCAAGACAGAGCGUGUAAUAUCUGAAAAUCAGUCAAUCAUGUCGCUUUUUGUUUCUAAAGAUGGCCAAUAUCUUCUUGUUAACCUGAACAAUCAGGAGAUUCACAUGUGGGAUGUGUGUGGGACAUGGCGUGUUCCAUUGAAGUACAUGGGUCAUAAGCAGGGCCGCUACGUGAUAAGGUCAUGCUUUGGUGGCUUUGAUAAUGCUUUUGUUGCCAGUGGAAGUGAGGAUGCACAGGUCUACAUAUGGCAUCGGCAGUCUUGCAAGUUGGUUGCGCAAUUGUCUGGCCAUUCAAGCAUGGUGAAUUGUGUCAGUUGGAACCCAGCAAACCCAGAGUUGAUGGCAUCCGCUAGUGAUGAUUGUACGAUCCGGAUAUGGGGAGUCCAGCAAGCCCGACCAUCACUCAAGAACCAUCCAGCCCAUGCCUCAUAUGAUACAUGUGUAUAGUCUAAAUCAGUUUCUGAGUUUGGUGUGUGAGGAAUGCCUGUGCAUUCAUGGGUCCACCCAUGCCCAGCUCGCUUGUAAAUUUCCAGGCGUAGAUGUAAGUUUGUAAUAUUAGUUAUUCCAUUUUUUCCUUGAAUUCGUUUUUGUUCUUUGUGCUGGCGGAGGAUUUUGUUCUUUUUUCUCCUAAUUUGUGUUUUUUAUUGGUGGCCCUUGCAUGGAGAUGUUUCUUCUCAGCAAUUUUGCUUGUUACUUAUUAUCAUGUUGGAUAAAAGCUACUUGUGCAUAAAAUAAAAUGCCAGAAUUUGUUAGCUUUU
This is a messenger RNA of Nymphaea colorata (pocket water lily), 2337 nucleotides long. RefSeq names its product WD repeat-containing protein WDS homolog. The record is from RefSeq and is a predicted model, not a curated record. NCBI's taxonomy places the organism in Eukaryota, Viridiplantae, Streptophyta, Magnoliopsida, Nymphaeales, Nymphaeaceae. Gene Ontology annotation, molecular function: protein binding. The transcript is spliced from 6 exons. The coding region runs from base 431 to 2026 and encodes 531 amino acids.